CCACAUUAAAAUAUCUAGCUAGGAUUAGCUAUCCAGAGCAAGAAGUUAUGUUGUUCUUAUUGCAUCUUCCAUUUUACUCUCUCCUCCCAUUGUUCUUCUCCAUAUUCUUCCUUUUAAAAUGGUUGUCCACUUCAAAAACCCAAAAAAAUCUACCUCCUUCUCCACCAAAACUCCCAAUUAUCGGAAACCUCCACCAACUUGGUGUGUUCCCUCAUCGUUCCCUCCAACCAUUAGCUCAACAAUAUGGCCCAAUCAUGCUGCUUCACUUUGGGGGCAAGCCAGUUGUCAUCGCCUCCUCUGUUGAUGCAGCUCACGAGAUCAUGAAAACCCAUGAUCUCAUCUUCUCGAAUAGACCUAAAUCAAUGUCAAGCAUUGGCAAAAGAGUUUUCUAUGAUAAGGACAUCAUAUUCACUUCUUAUGGAGAGUACUGGAGGCAAGUAAAAAGCAUCUGUGUGCUCAACCUUCUGAGUAAUAGGCGAGUUAAGUCUUUCGGUAGAGUGAGAGAAGAAGAAACAGCUCUUUUGAUCCAGAAGAUCAAACGGGCUUCCUCAUCUUCUUCUUCUUCAUUGGUGAAUUUGAGUGAAAUGUUUUCUUCACUUACGAAUGAUGUGGUGUGUCGGAUAGUCUUGGGGAGGAAGUACAGUGACAGCUCAAAAAGUGGUAGAAAAUUUAAGGAGCUUAUGGGGGAUAUCGGGGAACUAGCGGGUGCUUUCAAUGUGGGGGACUACAUUCCUUGGCUUUGGUGGUUGAAUAAAAUUAGGGGUAUUGAUGCUAAAGUGGAGAAAGUUGGUGAAGAGCUCGAUGAAUUCUUGGAGGUUGUGAUUGAAGAUCAUGUGGAUAAGAAGAAAAAAGAGAGCAAUGGUGGUGGAAGUGUUGAUCAAGCUAAAACACAACAGGACUUCGUGGAUGUUUUGCUCGAAAUUCAAACACAGAACACGGAUGACUUCUCUUUUGACAGAGACACCAUCAAAGCACUCAUCUUGGAUAUGUUUGCUGCUGGAACUGAUACUACAUCCACUGCUCUAGAGUGGACAAUGACAGAGCUCUUGAGACAUCCAAAAGUCAUGAAAGAGCUACAAAAUGAGGUGCAAGGAAUAGCUAGAGGCAAGCCUGAAAUAACCGAGGAUGAUCUAGAGAAAAUGCAAUACUUGAAAGCAGUGAUCAAAGAGUCUUUGCGAUUACAUCCUCCAGUGCCAUUACUAAUUCCGAGGGAAUUAGCCCAAGAUGUCAAAGUAAUGGGCUACGACAUUGCAGCUGGCACACAAGUGUUAAUCAAUUUUUCGGCAAUUGGGAGAGACCCAUUGUUGUGGGAAGAAGCUGAAGAUUUCCGGCCAGAGAGGUUCUUGAAUGCUUCAAUAGAUCUCAAAGGGCAUGACUUCAAGUUCAUUCCAUUUGGAGCUGGCCGGAGGGGUUGUCCGGGUAUCCAAUUUGCCACAGCUGUCUAUGAGCUUGCAUUAGCAAAUAUUGUUAGUAAGUUUGAUUUUGCAUCGCCGGGUGGGACACGAGAAGAGGAUUUUGACAUAACCGAAGCUCCUGGUAUAACCAUCCGCAAAAAAUUUCCUCUACUUGCUGUUGCAACUCCAUGUUCUCUUGAUUAGUAAUUUAGUGUGCUUGCCGAAUAAAUGGUUUGAAAUUGCACUCGGUAAACCUUUAUGACGUGUAGAAAAAAUAAGUGCUUAAAUAAACAAUUAGGAAAAAAAAAAAAUAAAUUUACAAUAUUUUAUUUUAUUUUAUAAAUAAUGCAAGAAUUAGAACAUAAAUAAAGGUCAUUCUGCCCUCACAAGAUUUACAUUGCUCGUGACACAUGUCCCUCGGUGUAGGGACGAAGCAGUAUAGG
This is a messenger RNA of Cornus florida, 1837 nucleotides long. Its product is annotated as cytochrome P450 736A117-like. The record is from RefSeq and is a predicted model, not a curated record. Gene Ontology annotation, molecular function: oxidoreductase activity, acting on paired donors, with incorporation or reduction of molecular oxygen; monooxygenase activity; heme binding. NCBI's taxonomy places the organism in Eukaryota, Viridiplantae, Streptophyta, Magnoliopsida, Cornales, Cornaceae. Bases 48 to 1598 code for a protein of 516 amino acids. The transcript has 2 exons.